AAUAAUAAUAAUAAUAAUAAUACAUCACACAGUCCUAGACACUCUAGAAGUGUUCGACUUGUGAUUUUUGUGAUACGAAAUCCAGCAUGUCUAUCUUGUUUGCUGUGUCAUAAUAAAAUAAUAAUAAUAAUAAUAAUAAUAAUAAUAAUAAUACAUCACACAGUCCUAGACACUCUAGAAGUGUUCGACUUGUGAUUUUUGUGAUACGAAAUCCAGCAUGUCUAUCUUGUUUGCUGUGUCAUACAAUAAUAAUAAUAAUAAUAGUAAUAAUAAUAAUAAUUUUAAUUGUAUCCCGCCUCCAUCUCCUCCGAAGGGAACUCGGGGCGGCUCACAGAAAUGUCAGAUACAAAACAAUAACAAUGUACAAUACAUCAACAAACAAUAACAUGCACCAGUAGUAGCAUUUACACAUUAAAUUGUAGUUCACCCACAACCUGGGAAACGGUGACCUUCACCAAUAGUGGGAGUUGUAGUUCACCCUCCGAAGAGAAGAGAGAGGGCCCACCAAGGCCUCGGUCUGCCUUUCCCCUCAGCGCCGGGAGGGAAAGCGGGAAAGCGGGGAGAGCGAUGCAGAGCUCCGGGCUCGGCCUUGGCUUCUCUCCCCUGCCUCUCGGGGGAACGAGGCGUGUGUGUCGGGGGCCGGAGGCUGUCUUCGCCCCUCCGAAGGCGCCGAAGCGGAUCCGCGGCCUAGCCUGGAGUAGGCCCCGCGGCCUAGUCGGCGCUUCCUGAGGGAAAAGCGAGUCCUGGCCCUGAGGGAAGCCGAGCGGGCGCGCUGAGGAGAGAAGGGAGAGCAAAGUAGGCCGUUUCUUCAUUUCUUCCCUUAUUAGUAAAGCUGCUAGGUUGGCAGAAGCUGGGGCUAACAGCGGGAGCUCACUCCGCUCCCCGGAUUCAAACCUGCAACCUUUCCGUCUCGAAGUUCAGAAGCUCAGCGCUUUAACCCGCCGCUUCACCGGAGGCUCCAUAAUACAUACUUCAUACCGGACCCAUGGUUUAAGGCUGUCUGGCCGUGUUUCAGAAGCAUCCUCUCCUGACGUUUCGCCCACAUCUAUGGCAGACAUCCUUGGUGCUUGUGAGGUCUGUUGGAAACUUGUCAAGUUGGGUUUAUAUAUCCCUGUGGAAUAAUGUCCAGGGUGGGAGAAAGAAAGAACUCUUGUCUGUUGGAGGCAAGUGAGAAUGUUGCCACUGGCCACCUUGAUUAGCAUUGAAUAGCCUUGCAGCUUCAAAGCCUGGCUGCUUCCUGCCUGGGGGGAAUCCUUUGUUAGGAGGUGUUAGCUGGCCCUGAUUGUUUUCUGUCUGGAAUUCCCCUAUUUUCUGUGUGUUGCUCUUUAUUUACUGUCCUGAUUUUAGAGUUUUUUAAAAAAAAAAAUACUGGUAGCCAGAUUGUGUUCAUUUUCAUGGUUCCCUCCUUUCUGUUGAAACUGUCCACAUCCUUUUUACAGGCAUCCCGCAAAUUCUGAGUCCAACUAGGACCAAUGCCUAGUUGGUUAGACUUUGAUGGGCAGACCUGUUUACUCAGUAAAGCAUGUUUUCCUUAGCAUACGUGUGGGUGUAUGUAAAGAAGCAACUAAUCUCACUUCAAGAGGUUUAAUGUUUGGCAGUUAAUUAAUGUGAUUGUGCAGGUCAGCAGCCGAAACGUGGUUCUUGACAUACAACGCGACCGAAAAGAUUAGCGAGAGCGUCUCGGAUGGCUCUUCCUCCACGGGUCAUCCUAGCAACCUCCAGGUAUGGGGCUGAUAACUCCACCGCUAUGAUGCACAAGGAUUAAUGUUUAACCCGCAGUUUGGGUAGCGUUGUCGAAACAGAAACUGUAUGGUUUGGACCUUCCUGCUGGAACAUCAAGCCCAGCUCAGCGCCACAAGGAUCGGAAGAGUCUCUGUGGAGUGAAAAUCGGAGAAUCAUUGGAAGCCAAGGCAGGCAUUACAUGGGCGAGAGUGGAGAACGUCCAUGUGACAACCCAUCAAAGCUGUGGUUUAGAGGGUCUUCUGAAGAAGCAAGAUCUGGACUUCCUUUAGGAAGCCGACCACUGAGCCGAGGUAGACACAGAACUCUCUUUUGACUCAUGGCUCCAGUCUUUCAAUGUUGACUCAUGACUCUGGGUCAGGUCUUCAACCUUAAGUCAGAACUCCUGAUUCUGCCGUUAGCUUUGAUUCCUGGACCUGAUCUUCUGCUGUGACUCCAAGUACAGACCGUCCACCUUGACUCCCAAUUCUGAGUCCUGGAUCCAACCUGCAGCUCCAGUUCCCAAGUUUAGAACUUCGCCGUUGACCCUUGUCUUUGACCACUGGGUCUGACCUUCAUCUCCAACCUUCAUCCAGAACUCCUGAUUCUGCCUUUAGCUUUGAUUCCUGGACCUGAUCUUCUGCUGUGACUCCAAGUACAGACCGUCCACCUUGACUCCCAAUUCUGAGUCCUGGAUCCAACCUGCAGCUCCAGUUCCCAAGUUUAGAACUUCGCCGUUGACCCUUGUCUUUGACCACUGGGUCUGACCUUCAUCUCCAACCUUCAGCCAGAACUCCUGAUUCUGCCUUUAGCUUUGAUUCCUGGACCUGAUCUUCUGCUGUGACUCCAAGUACAGACCAUCCACCUUGACUCCCAAUUCUGAGUCCUGGAUCCAACCUGCAGCUCCAAUUCCCAAGUUUAGAACUUCGCCGUUGACCCUUGUCUUUGACCGCUGGGUCUGACCUUCAUCUCCAACCUUCAUCCAGAACUCCUGAUUCUGCCUUUAGCUUUGAUUCCUGGACCUGAUCUUCUGCUGUGACUCCAAGUAUAGACCAUCCACCUUGACUCCCAAUUCUGAGUCCUGGAACCAACCUUCAGCUCCAGUUCCCAAGUUUAGAACUUCGCCGUUGACCCUUGUCUUUGACUGCUGGUUCUGACCUUCAGCCGGACCCUCGUGGUCUCGUGUUUGCACCCGAUCUUCAUCAUGACCAGAAACCAGAACUGCCACAACCAGACGGCUCACAUCUGGACCAGGGAGCUGGUGCUCUCGAUGGCCAUCCCCCACAUCACCAUGGCCGUCGUGUCCGUGGUCUUCAACUCCGCCGUCAUCCUGGCCGUCGCGUGCACCAAGGAUCUGCAGAAGCCCAUCUUCCUCCUCUUCUGCAACCUGGCCCUUUCCGACCUCCUCUCCAGCGCCUCGGGCUUCUGGGUGGCCAUCUUCUUCAUGCGUGACCCUCAGAGCACCGUGGUGGGCUCCCGCAAACUCCUCCGUCUCUACGCCUUCUACGCCGUGCCCAUCCUCGCUACCAUCUACAACCUGGUAGCCAUUGGGGUCGAGCGGUACUUGGCCCUGGCCGAGAAGAGGUGGACGAGGCGACGUAUCACCCGAAACCAGGUGUUGGGCAUCGUGGUGGUGAUCUGGUUGGUGGCCCUCUUCCUCGGCUUCCUGCCCUUGAUGGGGUGGAACUGCUUGGGCACAGACAACGUCUCCACGCUCUACAGUCCGCUCUGCGUCAACUAUCUGGCCUUCAUCACGAUCCCGCACAGCGCCGUCUCCUUCCUUCUCCCGUUCUUCACUUACUUGAGCAUCAUCCUGACCCUGAGGAAGCACAAGAUCUCCAUGGGCGCGUUGGGCCAAGCCCGCUCCACGGGCCGCCUGGCCGAGAUCCAAGUGGCGCGGACCAGCAUCGUGAUCUGGAUCACGGCCUUGCUGUCGUACUUGCCUUUCUUCGUGGCCGUGGUGCUCGACUUGGCCAUGCCACACUGCCCCCGAGACCUCCCGCUGGGCCUCUACGUCUUCCGGAACCUGACGGCCAUGAUGAUCGCCAUCAACUCCUUGGGGAACCCCAUCGUCUACACACUCAACGUGAAACGGUUGGGCCGCAGGAUCAAGGCCUUGAAGCAGCCUUCCAUCAACCGCAUUGAUGUUCAGGUCGUUGAGAAGAUAUGAACUCCCUCCAGACCAUCGGACAAUGAUGGGCAACCUUUUGCGCUUGGUGUGUCAAAAUUCACCAAAAAACCUAGCAUGACUUGGGUGGUGUGUCACUUCGAGAAAAAAAACAAAAACAUAAUUUUGCAAUAUGUAUAGUUUAAAUAACAAAAAUACAUAAUUGUAAUAUAUAACUGUAUUCAAUAAAUCAAAAACUAUUUACUACCAUCAUUUCCAUGUACAACAAUCUAUGGCACCUCUUGCAGUUUCCAUUGUGAUGUUUUGGUGCUAAAUUUGUAAAUAAAGUCUUUACCACAUAGCAUUAUUUAUUUAUUACUUAUUUAUUUAAUACAUUUAUAUCCCGCCCUUCUCACCCCGAAGGGGACUCAGAGCGGCUGACAAAUUAAAUUUACAUACAAUAUUAUAUUAUUAGCAUAGCACAAUACUGGCAAUAAAUUACCAUAUUGUACUACAGUAGAGUCUCACUUAUCCAACAUAAACAGGCCAGCAGAAGCUUGGAUAAGCAAAUAUCUUGGAAAAUAAGGAGAGAUUAAGAAAAAGCCUAUUAAACAUCAAAUUAGGUUAUGAUUUUACAAAUUAAGUACCAAAACAUCAUGUUAGACAACAAAUUGGACAGAAAAGGUAGUUCAAUACGCAGUAAUGUUAUGUUGUAAUUACUGUAUUUACAAAUUUAGCACCAAUAUAUCACAAUAUAUUGAAAACAUUGACUACAAAAAUGGCUUGGAUAAUCCAGAAGCUUGGAUAAGUGAGUCUUGGAUUAGUGAGACUCUGCUGUAAUUGUAAUAUAUAACUGUAUUCAAUAAAUCAAAAACUAUUUACUACCAUUA
Molecule: messenger RNA, 4716 nt
Organism: Anolis carolinensis (green anole)
Lineage: Eukaryota; Metazoa; Chordata; Lepidosauria; Squamata; Anolidae
Product: lysophosphatidic acid receptor 1-A-like
Exons: 3
Coding region: 2924-3889 (321 amino acids)
Biological process (GO): adenylate cyclase-activating G protein-coupled receptor signaling pathway; regulation of metabolic process
Cellular component (GO): cytoplasm; plasma membrane
Molecular function (GO): G protein-coupled receptor activity
Source: RefSeq, a predicted model, not a curated record